GUGUCGCCGCCCGGGGCGGGGGAGGAGAAGAGAUCAUGGCGCUAGUGCACUGCGCAUGCGCAGCGAGCGCAAAGGUGUCUGCAGGCCUCACUGGAGGCAUGAAGACGGCCGCGGGGUCUGGGCAGGUCCACGUUGAUGGGCGGCCUAAGCUGGGACUGUGUGUCCUCUGCGGCUUGCCGGCGGCCGGAAAGUCGACCUUCGCGCGUGCUCUGGCCCUCCGGCUGCGGCAGGAGCGGGGCUGGGCCGUGGGGGUCCUCUCCUACGACGAUCUGCUGCCCCCCGCGCUCCCGGACCGCGCUGGCACACAGCUUCGGCCAUCCCAGUGGAAAAUGUUGCGACAAGAACUGUUAAAGCACCUGGAAUGCUUCCUUGUGGCGGUCAUUAGUGGGGGUCAGAUGUCUGCCCCACCCAACAGGAGUGACGCCAUGUGGGAAGAUUUUAUCACUUGUUUAAAGAACCAGUAUUUGAUCUCUUCUGCGGCUUGUGAGCCCCAGCCUUGCCACCUCUUGGCAAAAACUGCUGUUUCUACACCUUUAUUUUUGGUGUUAGAUGACAACUUUUACUACCAAAGUAUGAGAUAUGAAGUCUACCAACUGGCUCGGAAAUAUUCACUAGGCUUUUGCCAGCUCUUUUUAGAUUGUCCCCUGGAAACGUGUUUGCUGAGGAAUGGCCAGAGACCCCAGCCACUGCCUAAUGAGACCAUCCACCUCAUGGAGAAAAAGAUAGAAAAGCCCGACCCUGAGAAAAAUGCCUGGGAACACAACAGCCUCACAAUUCAGAGUUCAGCUUGUUCCUUGGAGGCCAGCCUGGAGGUGACUGAUUUGUUGCUUACUGCUUUGGAAAAUCCCAUAAAAUGUGUUGAGGACAAUGCGGAACAAAAGGAAAUAGACAGAGUGAUUUGUUCUACUAACAUCUUCCAUAAAGCUGAUGAGACACUCCGAAGAACCAUCUCUCAGACAAUGAAGGAAGCCAAAGGUCCUCUCAAAUCUGCAUCCACUGAGCCUGGACAGCAGUGAAACAGCCAGCUAUGCCAGGACUUGGCUAGCAUCCCAUCCUUCUCAGGUCCCCUCAAGAUGCCAAUGCCCCCAGACUUCAGGAAGCAGUCUAGAGAACCCGGUGCCCUCCAUUCCCACCUCACCAGCUACCCCUUCCUAUUUCCUUACCUUUUUAUACUAAACAAAAGAGAGGACUGUUAGCAUUCAGGCAUUACACUGGCCUGCUCUCAGGGACCUAGUAGGACAUGUCAUCAGCAACAGGCAAGAUGUACCACUGCAGCUGCUGCAGCCACUAAGUGGAGCACUCUCCCUAUGCACACGCGCUAUGUCCCCAUUUAAAAGGCAGCCCUUCUCACCCCCCCCCUUUCCUUCUGCUCUCACUUCCCCCAAUAACCUCCCACGUGAGGAAAAAAGAAUGUUCAGAGGAGUGCAGAAGACGGAAACCUGGCUUGUGACACUUCAGAGGGAGGGUUCGACUCUACCAGGGCUGCUUGCUAGUUUAAGAUUCUGUGGUUCUGGUUAGCUGAGGCUAAAGAAUCAGCUGUGAUUAACAAGAGACCAGAAUUACUGAAGUGAAACCUUUACAUUAUUGGGACACUUGAUGCCAGAUCUAAGAAAUUAGUGGUGAUUAAGAAGAGACCAACAUCACUGAGGUGAAACCUGGAAGUGUUUCCUGAGAGCACAGAGAAGCGGUGUUUCAGAGGCAGCUAAAGUUGUACCUCGUGGUAGCAGCCGGACUUGGUAAUGUCUAAGAGUCACCCAGGUGACACUAGUUUUGAAGCAUGAAGGGGUC
Onychomys torridus (southern grasshopper mouse) is the source of this 1788-nucleotide messenger RNA. RefSeq names its product phosphoseryl-tRNA kinase (gene Pstk). The record is from RefSeq and is a predicted model, not a curated record. Gene Ontology annotation, molecular function: kinase activity; tRNA binding. The transcript has 6 exons. NCBI's taxonomy places the organism in Eukaryota, Metazoa, Chordata, Mammalia, Rodentia, Cricetidae. Bases 36 to 1016 code for a protein of 326 amino acids.